Molecule: messenger RNA, 732 nt
Organism: Mesorhabditis belari
Lineage: Eukaryota; Metazoa; Nematoda; Chromadorea; Rhabditida; Rhabditidae
Source: the annotation of a GenBank genome assembly
AUGUGUUCACUCGAAUUUUUCAACGAUCAACUCCCCUCUUGUUCAAACAGCGAUCGAUCAAAAGAGGAAUCUGUACUCGUCUCGGAAAGGCUAGAUGACUCAAGGAGAAGCCGAUUCAUUCAUUCAACCUCCACUUCUCCUUCAUCUCCUUCAUCUCCACCAUCAUCUACCGUACUCUUUCCCCGAUGGAUGUGCUCUCUGAUUCUUUUUGUCUCUUUUCUUGGAUCGACUCUUUCAACUCCUCGAUGUUUCACGGCGGGCAAGGGGUUCUCUAUAAACGGUGGCGAGUAUCGACGAUUGCUUAACACAAAUCUAAAAGAAUGUCAAGUAAAUUGUCGAGAAGAGAGCUCGUGUUUGGCAUACGAAUGGAGAGAAGAGUCGAACACUUGUUUUCUAAAGGCUCGAUCGUUGAGUGGAGACAUGGCGAGGAAAGAGAAUAUCUAUACUGGAUUCUGCAUUGAUGAUGAAGAUGGCUUCCUCGAUCACGAAAUCACCGGCCCGGUAGUGACUUUUGCGGAAAAUAUCGAAUUUGAAGAAUGCAAGGACUUUUGUAAACAAGCUCUCGGUACAAUGAUCUACUCGUGGAGACCUGAUGAACCAGAUAAUGAUGAAGGAACUCUCGGGAAAUGCUCAUGUCUGGAGUCAAUUCGUGGCCUCCACCUCAGCUACAAUUCGUUGUCUGGCUUUUUCCCUCCAAAACCCAUAACCCCGCAUCGAUUGAAAUUUCGAAAA